UUGGUUUUAAAGCAAUUUUUGGAUAAUUUUUUUUGAAAUUGAAUAAUCCAAAAGAGGAGAAGAUUUUUCAACUAACAAUCUAAAAUUGUCCUCUAAAAUUUCCCCCAAAUCGACGGUGCAAAACGGAUGUAUUGAUGCGCUGUAUGGGUGUGUGUGUGUGUUGCUAUCAAACGUCAAACAGCGAGUCCGUGUUUGCGGGAAAACAGCCGUUCACCAACCUUUUCCAACGCUGUGCCGAAUAGAACGCAUUAGGAGGUCAUAUUUCGGGGAAGAACACUUGUGCCACACACCGGAAAAAUCCUGCUGCCAUCAUGCUGGACUGCCAUUACUAUACGGUCCAAUCGGGCGAGGAAACUUUUAUGGGCUAUGUAACGAAGCGUAAGGCUGCCCUUAUCGACGCGGUACAGCUGCUGCCGAAGGAGGAAGCUGCGCACGAGGUGGAGCUGGCCCUCAACUUCAUGCAGUACUACAUGCACCUGGAAGACGAUGGUCUGAUUGAUCAACCGAAAGCCCAGCACCGGGUGCUGAUCGACAGGCGGAAGUCGGUGUUCGAGAUUAUGCUGGAUUUGCAUUCGGCCAUGCGUGCCACUUGCGUAGGCUUCAAGCUAUACUUCUACGGCGAAAAUCCUAUUACGAGCGAGUUCAUUCAGCUGCUGCUACAGUACCCCUCGUUUUCGUCCGGGGAUGGCGAUAAGCUGACGCUGACCGGUGAAAUCCCACUGCACAUGGCGUACUGCACCAUGAUCGUGUUCGAUUCGUGCGAUCUCGAAUCGGCAAGCGAUCGAUUGGCACUAGCGUGGAAGACUAACGAUGCACCGUGGGCCAUCCGUAGCGUGUUGGUGCAGGAGACCAUCAAGGAUGAAUUCGUUCAGCUCGUUAAGGGCAAGCUGAAGCCGUUCACGGACGAGCAGAGCAAGUUCCUGAAGAACGCGCAGCUGAAAGCGAUCGAUGCAGCCAAAAGCGUCGGUGCACAGCUGGUACAGAGCGAUUCGGAUGCAAGCGAAAUCAAGCCAAUGCUUGCGUUCGUGCCAGGAGUCCAGUAUCUGCUGUCCACAAACACUGGCUCCGUUCAGCCAAACCCGAUCGUGGCCGUUCAAGCUUUCCGUACCGCGAAGGAAGCAAUUUCGCUGGCAAACAGCGCUAACGGUGGCUCGGUGUCGCUGUGGACCGAAGAGCUAUCGCUAACGUUCGAGGUUGCGUACGGGUUGCGCAGUCCGACCGUUUGGGUGAACAGCUACGCCGAGUUCAACCCGGACUGUGCGUACACGUUCCGUAAGGAUGAUUUCUGCUACGGGUCCGAAUACGCUGUCUGCGAGAAGAAAGUAAAGGCCGUCUUUACACCGAGCGCCGCUACACCGUCGAACAGUGCGGAGAAAAAUCGGCUCGCGAUCAAGAGCCUCGGUACGUACGUGGCCAACAAGCGCAGCUACCGGGGCAAUACGGUACAGCUGAAGAAUGGCAUCCGGUACGAGUCCAUCUGUGGGCCGGCAGAAUUGGAAGCGUACGACGAAGGCCAUCGGCUGACCGUGGUGGAAAACUUCUGGGACACGUACGUGUCGCUCGAUGCGAUCGAUCGGCAUCUGCUGCUCGAUACGGUACACAACCAGCGUAAAGUGAUUUGCAUUCCGUACGGUGUUACGUUCGCUAACUGAAUCUUGCCUCCAUUCCAGUCGGUUCUGGUAGCUGCCGUACGUACGUUCGUGAUCCGGCCGAGGAAGAAAGUGUUGCUUCAUGGUCACGAACUCCUCGUACACAGCCGCUCGAUCGAUUACGAUGAAUCUAUGAAUAAAAUGUUACUUUGUUUUCUUAACAAAAC
Messenger RNA from Anopheles stephensi (Asian malaria mosquito), 1816 nucleotides. RefSeq lists its product as uncharacterized. Gene Ontology annotation, molecular function: oxidoreductase activity, acting on the aldehyde or oxo group of donors, NAD or NADP as acceptor. The transcript is spliced from 3 exons. The record is from RefSeq and is a predicted model, not a curated record. Bases 312 to 1652 code for a protein of 446 amino acids. Lineage: Eukaryota; Metazoa; Arthropoda; Insecta; Diptera; Culicidae.